AUGAGUGAGCUCCAUAGUGUGUUUUGCAAGAGACGAGUGCCCUGUAUAAAAACACCAAGACAUUCAGAGAAACGACGUAGUUUGAGGGAGGAGAGCUUGGAAUCUGGUCUGCUCAGCGCCCAAGAAGAGUACAAACUGGCACCAUAUGGCCCAGACGACGAGACCGCGCUACGCAACAAAAUCCUGGCAGGCUACGACAGAAAGUCGCGCCCGUACACUCCGAUAGGGAUCUAUGUCGACAUCAUUCUUCUCUCACUCAAUAAACUGAUAUGGCACGACCAUCGUCUGACCUGGGAACCCACGGACCACAAAAACAUGUCCAACAUCGUCCUUGACCCCACCCUCAUCUGGCUUCCGAGACUGGUGGUUGAGAAUCCCAUAGAGAAAAUUUCGGUGAUCGGCGAGGAGAUCCACCCUCCCAUCCGAGUGUCGAGCAGUGGAUACAUCACAUGGACUGUCCCCACUGUGCUCAAUGUCUAUUGCGAGACGCGGAUCCUCAACUUCCCCUUCGACUCCCAGACGUGCGUCAUCAAGAUGUAUGCCUGGGGCUACACCAAUGAGGAGAUCUUCGUGUUACCGCGACAGGAGUACACCAGCGAGGACCGCGCUAGCAUCGAGCGGGUGUACACCCCGCACGGGGAGUGGGACUAUCUGGACAACUGGAUCAAGGCCGAGAACGUGCCCUCGGGCUCUGUCGUCAUACAGAGGGUCAAGGCCAGCCUCAAGUUCCGGCGGAAGUGGGUGUUCCUGUCCUUGACCCUGAUCGUGCCAGCUGUGUUGUGCUCUCUGCUGAUGAGCGCUGUGUUCGUUCUGCCCUUUGAGUGCGGGGAAAAGAUGAGCUACUCUCUCACCGUGCUGCUCACCUUCAUCGUUCUCCUCACACUGGUCGCUGACAGUCUGCCACCCAUCUCUACCGAGAUCUCUUUGCUACAGAUCUAUCUGACCGGUGUGAUGUGCACGGGCACGUUGGCCACCCUCCUCACUGCCUGGACAGUCACGAUGUACAGCCGACCUGAGGGCGACCCCGUGCCGCGCUGGAUCGUCUACGUGUGUGACCACGGGUUCAAACCCUUCACCUGCAAGACCACAGCCUCCCCCUCCUCCUCCUCCUCCUCCUCGCCUCGCAACAACAAAUCUACAACAACAAGCAACUCCCGAAGCACGAGUCAUACAGACGUCCACUCUAUUUCUCACAACUUAAACAACACACAGGACAUCUCUGCUGUCACUAAUGGAAGAACUUCCCAGGCUGCUUCAAACUCCGGAUCUAGCAGGUCUGGAGUGAGCUCCACUUUCCUGAACAGACCCUUACCCAGGUUUGAACCCAGAGUCUCUGACGGGUCUGUGACGUUCAGCGCAUGCGCCUCGUCUCGCCAGUAUUACACUGACCGCUCCGAGUACUCCGAUUCAGGGAGUAUGUACUUGCCGGACGACGCUGCUCAUUUCCCGGAGUCUGGUGGUCAGUUUGGGGGGAGACCAGGGCCAGAUGACCAGCAGACGACCCGCACGUGGAAGGAGGUGGCCCAGCUAGUGGACGCCGUCUGCCUCAGGGUCAUCAGUCUGUCCAUUUUGGCGGGAACCGGCUCCCUGGUCGUCUUCUACAGCCUUUCUUACUGACCGGAAGGAUCCGGGUUUAAUUAACGCCCUCUUUUAACACGGUUUCGUUAUAAUGCAAGAGGCUGGACCUCCGAAUUUAUCGUCUCUUUCCGUAGGACGGAGCCAAAUGGGAUGCGAGCCUUCGAACCAGAGCCUUCUUAGAUACUAUAGUAUUAUUUAGGAGCCAACCCAGGGAUACAACAUCCAAGGAGAAAGAAAGACCGAGAUACUCGACAAAAGUUAUCCCUUUUCUUUUACUAAAAACAAUUCUGCAAAAGAGAGCCCAAAAAGUAAAAGAAAAUCUUGUGCAGAAUUUUGCACUGAAAUCAACUCAUCAAAAGAAGGCAUUUAAAAGGAAAGCGGAUGACAUGACACUUCGUUUGUUCAUCUAUUCUAAUAGGCUACAUUUGCCAAUUUUAUAUAUUAUUUAUAUUCCCUACGUUUGUGAGUUUGGCCGAGCCUGCUCUGAAGCCACCUGUCCGAGAAAGUCACUUGUACAAACGACCACUUGCCACGUCCCCACUUGUGUUUUUUGUUUCUAAUUUCUAUUGAGAUGACACAGAUGUCCACCUGCCCAAGAAACCAGUUUUCUCCUCGAUUAUUGGGGGUGGGCGUCUAAAUCAAUUUAGAGUGUGUCAAUAUGUUUCAUACUUUUGUGAAUAAAAAGGUUCCCUUA
Messenger RNA from Aplysia californica (California sea hare), 2272 nucleotides. Its product is annotated as neuronal acetylcholine receptor subunit beta-2. The coding region runs from base 1 to 1617 and encodes 538 amino acids. The record is from RefSeq and is a predicted model, not a curated record. NCBI's taxonomy places the organism in Eukaryota, Metazoa, Mollusca, Gastropoda, Aplysiida, Aplysiidae. Gene Ontology annotation, cellular component: membrane; neuron projection; synapse. Gene Ontology annotation, molecular function: transmembrane signaling receptor activity; neurotransmitter receptor activity; extracellular ligand-gated monoatomic ion channel activity. Gene Ontology annotation, biological process: nervous system process; monoatomic ion transmembrane transport; chemical synaptic transmission. The transcript has 8 exons.